AUGUUUACUUUGAGACUUCUUGCUUUGAUUGGUGGUAUCUUUGGUGAAGAGAUCAGCCAGCGUGGUGGUGAGACUGGACUGGGUCUUCCUCAGGUUUUGCCUGACUUGAAACCCGUGGAUGAUGCGCAAAGAUGGGCUGAUAGAACGAAGACGAGUACUUUGACAAAGGACGCCAAGCCAAGAGUUGUUUACGGAGAAAGGUACUUCCAGACCCGGCAGCCAGAGGUGUGUAACUUCCCCAUGGAGAUUGUAAUCUUGCAAGACCUUACUGAUUCUUUCUCUGACAACAUUGUGCAGAUGAAGAAUGUGCAGCUCCACCAGAUGAUUGAUGGGCUCGCACAGAGUCACCCUGGCAGCAAAUUCAGUAUGGUCAGCUUUCAAGACAAGGCCAUCUACCCUCUGGGAAAUCGGGACGACGCUUGCUGGACGUUUUAUAGCGACUUCUCCACCGACACCCAGCCGGUAUACGACGCGUAUGCUCAGGCAGUCUCUUAUGGUGGCGCGGACGCCCCCGAAAACCACUUUGGUGCAAUUCUCGCAGCCAUGGAAUCCAGCAACAUCAGCUGGUCCCCUCUGGGUUCCGAGUACACUCGACUUAUUGUGGUCGUCACUGAUGCUGCGCCGCACCAUGCUGACGAUGGUCUCAACCCCGAUCCCGCGACCCUCAAGCCCUGGCAAGGGGAGUACUCCGAUGCCCAGGCAGCUGACCUUUGUCUCAAGACCUAUUACCCUUCCGCCCAGCAAAUGUACGACCAAAUCGUCGCCCGUCAAACCUAUAUCGCGGCACUCGUGUUUGACGCCGACUGGGAGAAAGGCUGGGCCGCAACUGGUUGGAAGACCUUCAACAGGUUCCUCGCCCAACCCGAAGGCAUGGUCGAACCCGAUGCUGAGGACUCCUCUGGCUUCUGGACACAGCUGUCGAAGAUCAUAGACGUGAUGGAGGCAGUUGAAUGCUCCACUGACACCACCACUCCUGCUCCUGCUUCUACGACCACUGCCCCACCUCCGGCUCCUACGACCACUACCCCACCUCCAGCUCCUACGACCACUACCCCACCUCCAGCUCCUACGACCACUACCCCACCUCCGGUUCCUACCACCACCCCUGCUGAGUGCCCCCCGGCUAUAGAGGUGACCGAUGGAGAUUGCAUUCCCACGCCGGAAAACUGUUACUGCCAGCCCGACGUGCUGAUCCAGUUGAUGGAGAAGCCGGACAGAUUCAACUUGGUCGGUGACGACCAGACCAUCGUCAAUUUUUAG
Gregarina niphandrodes is the source of this 1260-nucleotide messenger RNA. RefSeq names its product integrin beta chain. Lineage: Eukaryota; Apicomplexa; Conoidasida; Eugregarinorida; Gregarinidae. The record is from RefSeq and is a predicted model, not a curated record. The transcript has a single exon. The coding region runs from base 1 to 1260 and encodes 419 amino acids.